AUGAUCUUGCCUGUUGAAAAAAGUAAGAGUAGUAUUCGAGGAGCAUUUAUACUCUUUGAAGGUUGUGACCGCGCCGGAAAGUCAACACAAGCGGCAAAACUGUUCGAGUCUUUGGAUGCUCUUGGAGUGCCUGUUAAACUGUGGAAAUUUCCGGACAGAACAACUCUAAUUGGACACAUGAUCGAUAAGUAUUUGAAAAGCGGACAUGACUUGGAUGAUAGAGCAAUUCAUUUACUGUUUUCGGCGAACAGAUGGGAGUGCAAAUCUGUCAUGAAAGAUAUCCUUCUUGACGGUACAACAUUGAUAGUAGAUCGAUAUGCAUACUCCGGCGUCGCAUAUUCAGCAGCAAAGGAUCUUGAGUUAGAGUGGUGUAAAUCUCCGGAUAUCGGAUUAUUAACACCAGAUAUUGUUUUCUUUAUGGACAUGAAAGCAGAAGAAGCUGCAAAAAGAGGCGGAUUUGGGGAAGAACUAUAUGAAAAAAAAGAGUUCCAAGAAAAAGUUAGAGAUGUAUUCAUGUUGCUCAAGGAGCGUACAUGGGAGACAUUGGAUGCACGAAAAUCCGUAACCGAACUUUAUGAACAUAUUGGAAAAAUGUCAUUGAAGAUAAUUCAAGAGUGUAAAGGACUACCAUUAAAAGAAGACUUGUGGAAAUCAUAA
Messenger RNA from Acaulospora morrowiae, 657 nucleotides. NCBI's taxonomy places the organism in Eukaryota, Fungi, Glomeromycota, Glomeromycetes, Diversisporales, Acaulosporaceae. The record is from the annotation of a GenBank genome assembly.